This is a messenger RNA of Procambarus clarkii (red swamp crayfish), 2521 nucleotides long. RefSeq lists its product as uncharacterized. NCBI's taxonomy places the organism in Eukaryota, Metazoa, Arthropoda, Malacostraca, Decapoda, Cambaridae. The record is from RefSeq and is a predicted model, not a curated record.
UGUUAGCUGUCAGUACGCGACCUACCGCGUGUACACACGCACGUACUCACUUGCAAUCUAUCCUCCAGAAGUGCUGAGUGCAUUGCAGUCGGGAAAAGCAUCAUGGCACCUAUCCAGGACCAGAUUAUUCACCCUUUCAAGACAUUAAACGCACCACUGCAAGUAAACGGCCGUUUUGGUAGACAUGACAGUUGCCAUUUCAAUUUUCACUUACCCAUUUCUCCCAAAGGACUUUCCCUGCAUGAUUUCUUCUUCGAAUAUAUGUUUGAGACCUUCGACGAUGCGAUCAGAGAGAUUCUUAGAAGAUGGGAUGAGAGAGAGCUGCUCACUGACACGUGGUAUGAUAGAGGCUUCCGUGUGUCAACGUUCAACAUAGCGUCAAGGUACUGGAGGCUGCAUCCCGCUACCUUCUUUAACGGCACUGAUUGCAAGAUUCCUUUUAAAAUAUAUGACAAUACAAGCGACGGGGCAAUCGCUGCCAGGAUCAUCAGUGGGAGAGAAGUAUUUAUGGAGGAUUAUCUGAAGUCCUCAAGGAGAUUCCCACGACGUUCAUUUCCUUCGGACGACGUUGACACCAGAUCAGUCUCCUCUGUGAUGCCGUCAGAUGGCGUCUUGGCCAAUGCGGGUCCCAUGAAGAGGCAGGAGGAGGACGAGGUGGAUAUUGGAGAUGUCAAGUCAGAGGAAGAAACACUAGGCUGCGGGCCCGGGUUGACGGACCGUCCUGAAGGGAUACCUGAGACAGUAAGCAUGACCCGGGAAGCCUCGCCCUCACUCAGCAUGCAGUCUGCUGAGUCUUGUGACUCACUGGUCGGCAGACUGUGGACGUUCUCGUCGCCUUAGAGGAGUCAAGUGUACCUGCAGCAUCCACAGAUCACAAGUGUUAAACAUCAUGAGUAAUAUAGCUUUACUGGCAGGUAUUUUGUUAUUCAUAAUUUGUACUAUAGCAAUGUUUCAUUUAUUAUAUGUUAUUAGCAGAACAUAAAUUGAACGGUAAUAUUUAGCAAUAAUUAACACGUCGAACAUUGAAGAUUAUUUAUAUCAUCCAAUAUAUACUAUACGUGUUAUUUUAAUUAGCAAUAAAUCAUCUGGUAUUACCAAAUCAUCUGGUAUUUCCCAAACAGCUGCAUAACCACCCAUGAGAUAAUAUGAGCCACCAUUAGUGACCAAUGACAGUCAGUGACAAGGUCAAUAUGAACAAAUCCACAAGGGGCCUUGAUGAGGGUUCGAAACCUAUGCGCUGGAUGUUCCCAGACGGGCUCUAGUCAACUGUACCACAUGGUAAAAGAAUUGCAACCUGGAGUGCAAUAUAGUGCAAUAUAGGUCAAUAUAGUAACGAAGACAGACAAGAGUGAGCUGACUUGAUAUAUUGCACGUAGCCAAUUACGGGUUAUUCAUGCCCGUGCCACUUUUUGGGUGGCUUAAUCUUUAUCAAUCAAUCACGAAGCCAAAAAUGCGGUCACAAUGGUUGUAUUUAAUUACAUGAAUCUGCUUGAAAUAUUGUUUUGGUAUUUACGACUCAGGUGGGUAGGCGAUUCCAUGGAUUUUUUUUUUAACUCCUGUUAGCAGGCUGAGAGCUUUUCCCUCCCAUAGCUCAAGGUAAGCCUUACCCACUAGUUUUCCCUGGAGCACGACCCGCCGAUCGGUUAACAACCAGGUACCCAAUCACUGCUCCAUAACAUCAGAAGGGAACAAUUAAGGACUGGUGCCUAGUAAAUCCUCCCCGGCCAGGAUACGAAGUUAGACUUACCAUGCAAUGCGCCAGCAGAGGACUGUUUUCACCCUACGAGUUAAACAAAAAACUGUUUUCAGUGCUACAUAUUGCCUUGGUGAGCUUGAAGUGGUUGUUGCUCUUGUAUGCAUUACAUCAUUAUGCCCGAAACGCUUUGCGUAAUAGUGGCUUUAGGCAUUGUAUGUACUAGCUCUACCUAUAAGUCAAACAAUCCUUGUAAAUAUUUAUUGUAUGUAUGUACCUUACCUAAAUAAAAUUGUAUUGUAUAAAAUUGUAUUGUAUUGUAUUGUAUCUCAUCUUUUAUAGAAGUGGUCUGGGUUAAUGUUCUUAAGAACCUCCAGCAGUAUCCAUCAUUCAACAACAGUCCAACAUUCUUCUUGUAUCUCAUUUUGAAUGUUUGUACUUUUCCCAAAAUAAACAUUAUUAUUAUUAUUUAGGAUAAAACCCACAUUUGUGUAUUUGUGAAAUUUAUGUAAGGAAUUUACACCAAGUCUUUCGCACUCUCCUGAGUGCUUUGUCAAAGGGUUGAGUGUGUGAUUAAGACGAGAAUUUCAUCUCAACGUCUUAACAUUGACUAGACGUUGAGAUGUAAGUUAUUAUGUCUGUGAGAAGACAUUACCAUUACUAAUAAUAAUAAUAAUAAUAAUAAUAAUAAUAAUAAUAAUAAUAAUAAUAAUAAUUAUAGUAUUGUAAGGUUUGAUGAGGUCAACUCUGUCUUGUCUAGUUUGUUGUUAAUCUAGAUCAUGUAAAAAUUCCUAACUCUUCUUGGUAAAUUUUGUGUGAACGUCUAAA